This is a messenger RNA of Aspergillus bombycis, 1428 nucleotides long. Its product is annotated as IFRD domain-containing protein. NCBI's taxonomy places the organism in Eukaryota, Fungi, Ascomycota, Eurotiomycetes, Eurotiales, Aspergillaceae. The record is from RefSeq and is a predicted model, not a curated record. The transcript is spliced from 2 exons. The coding region runs from base 1 to 1428 and encodes 475 amino acids.
AUGCCUGAUCUUCGUCGUCAGGUCUUGGAGAGUGGUAAAACCAUUUCUCGGAAAGCAGCUUCGCGUGAAGGUUCUCGCCGGACUUCACGCACAAACUCUGCCCAAAAUUCCCACCAGUCUUCUCGAAAUGCAAGCAGGCAUCCGUCCGACGAGGAAGACGCUGGGAACCUCAGUGAUGACACCGUGUUGAGCAUUGGCUCGCUGGACGAUUUGACCGAUAACCCCGAGGUUGACAACAACAAUUGGGCUCAAGAACUCGGCGAUGUCAUCCAAGAUAUCCUGGAUCGCAAACGUAGCAGCGUACUGAGCCGCGAAGAAUGCUACGCUGCAUUCUGUCGUCUGUUGAAGUGUCACUAUGUCGAGGAGCGUAUUCGAAACAGCGUGGACGACCUUUUGGGCGCCUUUUGCCGGAGUGUCAAAUUUGAAUCUAGUGUGCGUGAGACUACCUUGGCUUUGCGAGCGCUGGAGCUCCUUGUCAUCACCGCGGUCGACAACGGCAUCUAUGAAAAUAUAGAACCUAUUCUUACUCGUACUAUCCGAGACUCGACAUCCAACCUUGUAAAGGCUGCCGCUAUUCAUUGUCUAGGCGCAUGCACUAUCUUCGGGGGUGCAGGAGAGGAUGGGAUUCUAGACCAGAUGACGUUCUUCCUAGACAUUGCAGCUUCUGAUGGGCAGUCAAUCGAUGCUGCCGAUGACUCGAGUAGUGUCACCGCGGCUCUUCAGGAAUGGGGUGUUCUGGCGGUCGAAAUCGAAGACCUCGAAGGUGAAAGCGAAGAUGCAAUUCAAAUCUUCAUGGACCAGUUAAACAGCAGUGAGUCACCUGUCCAAAUCGCUGCAGGUGAAAACAUCGCAUUACUGUACGAGAAGAGCUACACCCCCCAAGAGGAUGACGAUGACGAGGAUAGCGAGCCCGAGUCAGACGAUGGAUCUCUGGACGACCGACAGGGGCCUAAAUUGAUUAAGCGCUACGAUGCCUACCACAAUACUCACGAGCUUGAGCAGCAACUCCAGUCACUGGCCACGGUACAUAACAAACGCAUCAGCAAGAAAGAUAAAAAGAACCUACACAGCAAUUUUGUCUCGAUUUUGACCACGGUUGAGGAUCCUCGUCGAGGUCCGAUGUACAACACAGCUAUCGAUCAAGACACCAAUCGACAUUACGGUAGCAAGCUAACUGUGAAGAUCGGCCGCCAGGGUGUGAUGAACAUUGACCGAUGGUGGAAAUGGAUUCGGCUGAAUUCACUCCGACGGAUUCUCCAGGGAGGCUUUGCGGUGCAUUACUAUCAGGGCAACCGAGCAGUGUUGGAUAGUCUCCCGGUCAUGGUUCGCCAGCACACACCGGCUGACCGGGGCGCAGCAAAGAAGACUGCGAAGUCGCGGAAUAGUCGACGAUGGGCUGUCCAUGAACAGUCGGACGAGGAUUAUUAG